This is a messenger RNA of Penicillium robsamsonii, 1497 nucleotides long. RefSeq names its product RasGEF domain-containing protein. Lineage: Eukaryota; Fungi; Ascomycota; Eurotiomycetes; Eurotiales; Aspergillaceae. Gene Ontology annotation, molecular function: guanyl-nucleotide exchange factor activity. The transcript has 3 exons. Gene Ontology annotation, biological process: small GTPase-mediated signal transduction. The record is from RefSeq and is a predicted model, not a curated record. Bases 1 to 1497 code for a protein of 498 amino acids.
AUGCAAUCGAUCAGCCCAGAAGAAUCGGCUUUUGAACCGCCUCCCCAGAUAUUUUUCACUCCAGGGGAUAGGCAAUACUCGUUACUGAAGAAGACCAUGUCUUCUCAAUCUAGCAUGACGACCUCGAACCCGGGGCUUUCUUACCCGUCAAUUUUCCAACUAAACCUGGAGAUUCCCUCCUUUUUCAUGUCUUAUCGCUGGUGGGAAGAUGAAGCGACAACUGUGUUCUGGGCAUUCGAUAUCCAAGAAAUUAGUCGUGUGAUCCAAUUCGGACUCUUUCGUGACGAAAACUUCCCGAGGACUUCGCUUUGCGCUCGAAAUGUGGACACCAUUGAUACCUUUUUGAUCGCGCUAUCCGAGCCCCAUGAGUACCAGCUCCUUGGGAAUCUCUCCCAUAUACAAAGGGUGGAGGAGAUCCUACGCCGGUCGAGUAUCUCUCCUUUCCAGGCAAUUCCAUGGAGUUGGCUUCCACCGCAAUCAAGUCCUACACUAGAUGCGCGGGAGAUCGCUGCCGCAAUUGAGGCAGAGAGCCAUUUUCACUUCAAGCAGGUUGCCUUCGAAGAGUUUGUACGUGCUGCUCUCGGAUACAAUGCCGUCUUUGUGGAGUGGUUUCUGCAGCAGCAUACGGCUCUUUAUAUUAUUCUCCGCGACCAUUUGAAUGCCUAUCCGGAGGACAUCCCUUUGUACACAGAAGUGGAAAAGCAUCUUCGGUCGCGGAGUCCAUUUGCACACCGUGCACUGGCCCACUGCCUUCUGGCUGUGCGAACUGGCGGGAAUCAUGACAUGUCCAAGCUCAACACCGCUGGAUUUGAGUUCAUCGCAGGCCCUAUUCAGGCCUUAUUCAAGGACCAACCAGGAAGGCUCACUGCCAUGCUCAAGAUGUUGAGCGUUCUGGCAAUUCGAUUUCGCCGACGAUAUAUUCAUGCUCCUACGAUGGAUUGGACGACUCCAUUUGAUACCUCUAUUCCUUUCCUGGACGAUUAUCUCGAGUCGACAUCUCCAACAGACUUGGCCCGCAGCAUGAGAGGCCUGGACGAGCAUCAUUUUGCCGCAUUAACAAGGGAAAGCCUGAUAGCAGAAGAUGCUGUCGUGAAACAAUUACAGAUUCAAUGGUGUGUACUGAGUAAUUCUGCCUGGGAAUGUUGCGCGGCCCUUCCAGACCUGGUUCCAUAUCUGCAAGAAUGUGCACAGUCCCUCUUAACAACCAGGAAUUAUCAUUCUCUUACGGCUAUCACCAAAGGCUUACACACCUAUUCCAUUUUAACAACGCGCACCGCCAAUACCGCUACCGCUCCAGGAAAUUUAAUUACACUUGAGGCGUUGAUUCCACAAGAAAUCAUCAACCUCAUGAGCCCAGCUCAAAACUUUGCCGCUUAUCGCCAGCACUACCAAAAAUUCCCUGGCAUUCCCUUCCUGACGCCUCACAUCCACGAUCAUAAACAAAAUGGCGAAUCGGCCCUCCAACCGGUUUUUCAGUACCUGCAAAGCACCCAAUAA